Plasmodium gonderi is the source of this 1491-nucleotide messenger RNA. RefSeq lists its product as hypothetical. The record is from RefSeq and is a predicted model, not a curated record. The coding region runs from base 1 to 1491 and encodes 496 amino acids. NCBI's taxonomy places the organism in Eukaryota, Apicomplexa, Aconoidasida, Haemosporida, Plasmodiidae. The transcript is spliced from 2 exons.
AUGAACAUGAUUAUUAGAAAUAUCAAAUUAUGCUCAUUCAAGGUACGUCGAUAUGAUGAUUUCCAAGGAAUAGUAAGAAGGUAUAAUUUUUCCCUCAUAAAAAAUGUAGAUGAGUUGAAAAAAGCUAUUUUUAAUUAUUUCCAUUCAUCGAACAACUUGGUUGAAAGGAGAAAGGAGCAUGAAAAAAAAAUAAAAAACAUUUUUGAAGAAUACCUGGGUGGGUAUCCAAACGAAGAUCAAAUGAUACAUCUUUGCAUGCCCUCCGGUGAAGAAAGCAUAUUAGACGAAAAAUUGCGAGACAUGAAACAACAUGCACAGGAUAGGCGAAAGAGUGAUCACAUGAUUGGCCAUGAGAAUUGCAGUGCGAGUGGAGAAGGGAAUAACGGCGCACAUGUUGAUAAGAACAAAUUUGGAGUGAUGAAAAAAAAGCAGGUGGAAGACUUUGCACAAAGAACUGAGCUUCUGAGAAUUUUAUGCACGUGUGGCAUUCGAGUAUCACCAAAAAUUUUGCUAUAUUACACAUCAGAAGCAGUAGUAAAUCUUAGAACCCGCUUGGAAAAGCACAUGAAUGACAUUAUUAAAUAUGAGGAAGUAACAGAGUUAGAAAAAUAUGAACGUGUUAAUAACUAUUACUACGAUAGGGAGAAGGUAAAUGUUUCAUUUAUACACAUGUACAAAUCGUUAGCUAAUACUCUAUACAGUAUCUGUGAAAACACAAUUGAACCGAAUGAAUCAUAUGAAUCUAUGAAAGAAGAAAUUGUGCUAAAUUAUCUGAAUCUAGAUGAUAUUGUGAGAAAAGCACCGGCUUUUCUAAAUAUUAGCAUCCUCCUUUUUUUAGUCAAUUCUUACAUCUGGAUGGGUAAAAAUACAAAAAUGAAAAACUUAUGUAUUGACAUUAUGAACCCAUAUAUAAAUUCUAUAUCGGAUGAUGAAAUGAAUAUAUCUACUGACGAUAAACAUUACUUAAUUCUAGCGCUACGCCUCUAUUUCACCAGCUUUUUAUAUAGUACUGAUAUAUUAAACCAGUUAACCAGCUAUAACAAGAGAUUCAUCUCAUCAAUUUUACUCGUACCUAACCAUUUGGAGAUGUCAAACACAGAACAAGAUGAAAAAUAUUUGUACAUAACACAGUUCCUUAACAGACAUGACAGAAAGGUAGAGUUGAAAAAAGUAUAUAUUUCUCCAUUUUUUUAUUCCCUGUCUUCUUUGAAAAACCGUGUAAUCUACAUUAUGGAAUCACACGACCAUUACUACACCAAUGAAAGGGACACUCUGCGAAGCUUCGUCCUUUGGAGACAUUACAUCUGUGCUAAGGAAGGUUUCAAGAUGGUACGUCUAUGUCAACGAGAUGAGUAUGUUGAUUUGUUUACAGAAAAGAAGAGAGAUCAAAUUUUACAUGACCAAGUGAAUAAAGAUGUUUAUGUUUAUGAUUGUGAUGAGAUAAUUCGGUCAAAUGUUCAGAAACACGGAAAGGGUAAAAAUUUAGAUUAG